This is a messenger RNA of Polyodon spathula (Mississippi paddlefish), 2494 nucleotides long. RefSeq names its product trichohyalin. The record is from RefSeq and is a predicted model, not a curated record. Gene Ontology annotation, cellular component: central element. Lineage: Eukaryota; Metazoa; Chordata; Actinopteri; Acipenseriformes; Polyodontidae. The transcript is spliced from 16 exons. Gene Ontology annotation, biological process: meiotic DNA double-strand break processing involved in reciprocal meiotic recombination; oogenesis; spermatogenesis. Bases 159 to 1616 code for a protein of 485 amino acids.
ACUUUUUUAUUUUGGCAUAAAAUGUCCUCCAUAUUGAAGCAACCUACGGUAAAGCUUGAGUGAAUGCAAAAGUAAUGUAAUGCAAAUAUAUACUGGAAUUCGAGCACGAGGGCGAGGCUAGCUGGCCACGAGCACGUAACGGACACUUUGAUUUUAAGAUGGAAGACUGUAACAGUUUGAUAAAUAUGGAUAACCUUUUACUUCAGUUGGCAUUCCAGGUGAAUAGGUUAGCUCAACAGAAAGAGGAGGAAAAACAGAAGAUUCAAAUUUAUUCAUCAAGCAUAGUUGAGAGAAAAGCUCAGGUCCAGAACAUGAGGACCAAGCUUAUUAAAUUGGAAGAGGAAGUGAUCCACAGACAGAAAUUAAUUAAGCACUACGUAGACAACAGAAAAAGUCUGAAGGCAACAGGUGCCCUCCUGAGUCAAUAUGAGAAAACAUUACAGGCUGAACUGCAAAGAUGCCAGGCAGACACUGAACAAGACAUGAAGAUGUACAGAGAUAGAGUUGAAAGCUACACUGAGGUACUUCAGCAGCACCAAGCCCGAUAUGCUCAGAGUCCUCUGGGGCAGCAGCUCUUGCAGAGGCAGUCAGAGCGAGAGCAGAUCGAACAGAGGAUAGAAACUUGCGAUGAUGAGAUUGAACAACGAGAGAGAGCCUUGCAGACUCUGAGAGACUACACCCCUCCACAAUCACUUACUGAGUACGUGCUACAGCUUGCUUCUCUGAAGCAGAGCACAUCUGAACUUCAUAGGGAGGCAGCCUUACAAAGACCGACGACCUCAGUGUUGGAGGCUGCCAUAAACAGCCUCAAACUGAAACAGCAGCAGAGCUCUGAGGCUGAGGACAGAGAGGGUAAGAAGGCAGUGAGUGAAGAGGUUCCAGGAAAUGAAGAGAAAGAGGUGGACGAAGAACAACUGAGAGAGGAGGAGAAUAUGCAAUCCAGUUUCCCUCCAUCCCUUGUGGGGUUAAACAACAAUGUGAUGUGGAGAAAGGUAGAUGAAAGAGAUAAUGGUGCUCCCAUAUAUCAACCAGACCAACUUAAUAAAGAGACAAUGGAGAAUGAAACACAGGAGGAUCUUCCUCACCUUCCUGGAAAGGAAGAUGAAGGCCAUGAGAGAGAGACAGAAGGAAGAGAGCAGGACCAAAUGCAAGAAGAGGGAAAUGAGGAGGAAGAGCAGGUCUAUCCAACAACUCCCCCAGCCAGUAUCAGAGUUUUAUCGAGCACCCCAACCUUCACACUGAAGAGUCCUAGUCAGAGGUCUGAAGAAGCACAUUCCCCAACCUUCCUGUUCUCAAUGAAUUCAACUCCAAAAGGUGACCCUGCUUUCGCUGUAUUUGAGUGCGAUGUGUUUGGAACAGGUUCCUCUCAUAGGGAGGAUAGUCCGUUUAGUUUCACCAGCUCUUAUUUCAGCGAAAAGAAAGUAACGAAUACUUCCACUUCAGGGAAUAAAAAACAGAUUGGCUCCCUGUUUGAUCAGCUGGAGAGUGGGGGAGAGGAAGAGGCAUUUGAAUUCUCCUUCCCCUCCAAGAGCUCUUCCUUGCAUGGCUUUGGAAAGGAACAAGGAGAUAGCAGGGAUGAAUUUUCCUUCUCACUCAACUUUGAUAAACUACAGUAAAAUCCGAUGGGGAAUUUUGCAUGCGAGCAACACCAGAAUAUCAGUAUAGUUGUAUCUCUGGCUUGGUUGCAAUGGAUCUACAUCAGGUCUGCAGUGUACAUUUUCCAUUCUUGUUAGUAUGCAGUGUAAAUAUGCAAUUCUAGUUUGACUGCGGGAUGAAUUCUGCAGUAGUUGGAUGGCAGUCUACUGUAACGUCAUUGACAGUAAUGUCAUUGUCAUUGUUGUCUUACAAGAUGGUCAUUUUGAAGCUAAAUUGCAACUUAAUGUCAUUUUAAAAGCCAUUUUCUCUGUUUAGUUAACUAUAUUACUGUUAUUGGUAAUUUUCUUCAUAAAAUGUAGACACCAUAAGGUAAUAAAAUAUGGCUUUCAACAAUUUUGCUGCAUUACAGUUUUUUUCCGUGAAGUUUGUAAGUGUUCUAGGGUUUCUUAUCCCAUUGUUCAGAUUUUUUGCUUUAACAAAGUUUUGUAGAAUAUCACCUGUUAAUAGGGAAAACAGAGUUUUGCAAAUGAAAUGUAACUUGUAUUAAAUAUUGUAGCCCUGAUAAAGGUUUACUAAUUUAAAAAAAAAAAAAAAAAGUUUUUAUUUGUAUUGUAUAGUUGAAUUUCAUGAGUCUGCAGCUUUAAAGGUCUUCCUGUGAGCUCUGUAUUAGGAGUACACAGUGCAAAGGGAUGGGAGGGAGGCUCACAAGUGUGAGUAGUGCACACAUGAAACUAAAUCAAGUAGGAUUGGCAGAAAAUUGAAAAUGUCUUUAAAAACAUAUUAUAUAUUCAAAAGUCCAGCAACAGUUAAAAUUAAUAGAAUUUAUUGUUAACAAAGUUGUGUAAUUAACUACUGUAAAGUAAGUUUUACAUGUUGUUCUAUUAUAAAAAAUAAAAAA